This is a messenger RNA of Oldenlandia corymbosa var. corymbosa, 4247 nucleotides long. NCBI's taxonomy places the organism in Eukaryota, Viridiplantae, Streptophyta, Magnoliopsida, Gentianales, Rubiaceae. The record is from the annotation of a GenBank genome assembly.
ACACACUUCUCUUUUUCUGGGCAAAUAUACAUUGGCCAUCGGUUUUAUCUUAUUAAUGGUUAUUGGUUAAUAAAAGUAAUAAUAAGUAAUAUAUGACGAUCCAAUGCCCUAGCCACAAUUGGGCUUGAAUUUACUCCCUUAACCCGUUAAAAACCAAUCUCAUUAAACCCCAGUACAUUAAAUCGAUUCUGACGAACUGGAGCCUGAUAGUCACCAAACGGAGCUGGUGAUUGAAUUAAACCUUCCGAUGAUGCUGCUGAAGAGGAAAUAGUUCCAAAAGAAGGUGAAUUGCUUGCCAUACUGCCAGCUUCUCGUCCAGAUCGAAGCCGCAUGGAGCAAAAGGUCACACCUUUUCUUUGAUUUUUUUUUUUUAAUUUUAUCCCAUCGAUUCGAAGUAGAGAAGAUUCCACUGCAUUGUGUUUAAUUUAUUGGAUUCUUGUUCUUCACGGAUUGUGUAGAAGGAAAUUUAUAAUUGGUUGCCAUGAGUCUCCGCUUCAAAUUUUAGGGAAAUAACGAAAGGGAUAGAAAGGGUUUAAUGUUCAUUGGGUGAGAAGUUGAAGUGUAGACUGAAAGAUUGAUUCAACGUCUACUUUCAUGGUUUUUAGAGUGCAAUGUUGAUGCAUAGUUUGAUGCCUGGUGCCAUAGAAGGUGCUAUCUCGUUUGCGUCUGACAUUGCGGCUCCAGACUUUUCCUGUGAUUCGGUACUGGGUGGAUACAUGAAUUUUGUUUCGAUAAGAGAGAUACGAAGUGAUGUGUCUAGUUCUGUAAAUCAUUCUGAUAGUGGUUUGCGAAUAUCAAGCUCCUCCACUAUGUCUGGGAAUUCAAACCCUUUACAUGUAUACCGGAGAAGGAAGCUUCAACCAAUUUCUGAUGGAAUUUGCCCAAAGCAAGUGGUAAUAAACGCCCAAAUGGGUGGCGGGUGUAAUUUUUCUAGUAGGUCUGAUGAAGCUGAAACAGAAGAACUUGGGGUUUCGCUUGAAACUGAAAUGGAAAAUAUUGUUCCUCCUGUUAAGCUUCCUAGUAAACAUAUUGUGGAUGGAUGUGCUUCUCUUUCCGGAUCUUCGGAUGAAUGUGUCCAUCGUGAGGAUCCUUGUUCUGGAAAAGUCCUGAGAAACAGGAAGAAAAUAGUUUCAGAUGUCUGUGGUGUUGAUGAUAGUUUUUCUUCAUCCAAGUUCAAUCUUGAUGUUGUUGCUGUCACAUUUAAGACUGAUGUGGAGGAUACUGCACAAUGUUCAUCCUCCGGAGUAUUGUUAUCUGAGCGAUCAUGGGAUUCUAUGUCAGGAAAAGAUUUUUGCAUUGCCAUUCUUGAAAGUCGGGGACUGCUUGAAGAAGCAUCUCCUUCCCAUCAUCUUUCCUCAGCAGACAAUGUUACGACUAGCUGGUCUGUACAGAAAUGUAAAGUAUGUGACUGUUCAGAAGCUUCACAAAAUAUGCUGAUUUGUGAUAGCUGUGAUGAUGCUUUCCAUGCCAAGUGCUGCAAUCCUCGCAUAAAGAGAAUUCCUCAUAAUGAAUGGUUUUGUUAUCCAUGCAUGAUAAAAAAGCACAAAUUGUUAAAGGAGAAAUCUACUAAUAGCUCAUUGGAUGUCAGCAAUGGAAGCAACGGAUGCAGAAUUAGUGAAUUAGGGCCUUUAGAGUCCAUGUUGAAAGACAUUGAGCCUCCCAAAUUCACCGUGAGGAUUGGUCAUAAAUUUCAAGCAGAAGUUCCUGACUGGGAUCCUUCAACCACUGAUGAUUAUGAUCCUGAGGCUGAACCAGAAGAGAUGGAUUGUUCAGACUAUCUGAAUUUGAAUUAUCAGGAACCUACCAAGACUAAUCGGCUUAGUUCUAUUGGUAAUUGGGUGCAAUGCCAAGAAGUUAUUGAAGGAAUUGGGCAACAUGCCGAUGGAACAACAUGUGGAAAAUGGCGGAGGGCUCCCCUUUUUGAAGUUCAAACGGAUAACUGGGAUUGCUUCCGUGCUGUCCUCUGGGAUCCAGCUCAUGCCGAUUGUGCUGUUCCUCAGGUGAGUCUAGUUAACAUUCCAGCUUUCCGGGUCAUUACUUUUGGUAGUUUAUGCACUCUUUUGUUUUCUCGCUUUCCCUGUUGCUGGUUUGUCUACUUUUGUUACCCACUUUCUCGUUCUCUUGCAUCCGUAAAUAUUUUGAGAAUUCUUAAUUUUUUUGGUAUCUCCAUUGAAUUUAUUUUUGGGUUAAUUGUCUUAUUUGCUUGAGCGCAGAGGCGGGAAAGGGGUCCGAAUUUAGUUACAGUGAGUGAAGGCCUAUAUUAGUUGUUAUACUUUUCCGAAGUUUGUUUUAGGUCAUCAUACCCUGUUACCAAAAAUAUUCCCCUAUAAACGUGCAUGAACAGUCACUUUAUCCAAAAUCUCCACUUAAACCAAUAAAGAAUAUGCACGUACCAUACAUAUGAUAAAAUUGACUUAUAGAUAGCAGAAACAUCUGAGAUUUCAGGCAUAACCAGUCCCAGAACCGAUUAAAACUGUUUGCUUGAUACCUUUCUCUCAGCCCCAUCUUUGGAACACAUUAAUGGACAUUAGAGUAUGACCAAAUGGUGAAAGGAAAUGGACCUAAUAAUAGGAGGUUGUCACUAGGCACCUUUGAUUCUGCAAGUGCUUUGAUGUGCUAAGGUCUGAUUCUUUUAGCGCGCAUAUAAGUCAGAAACCCCACUUCUAUGGUGGUUCCAAUGCCCCUUCAGACAUUUUUCAUCAUUCUUGAAGGCUGCAGAAGAUUCUGGAAUGUACUGGAAUGCUCAAGAGUCUUGUAGAGCAUGCAAGACUACACCUGUAUAGAUUUGUCUAGAGUAAUGUAGAGAUUGUAGAAUUCGAUAAAAGCUUGUAGAAUCUUUAGAAUGCUUUAGAGGGCAGAUUUAAUUUAAAAUGAUCUGGAUGUGUGAAUAUUUAUUAGUUCUUUGUAUAGAUUCUCUAGAAUUCUAAGGCUUCGGGGUUGCACCUAUGAUUGGCUCAAGGCCUCUUCAUUUCUUAAGCUUUUCAUCAUUUCACACUUAUCUUUUGCAAGUGUUGCAUGUUUUUAAGGUUGAGCUAGCGAUUCAAUGUUGGAUGUUUUGGGUUGCUAGUGCGUCACGUCUUGCCAAGAAAAGGUCAGCCUGUGGCGCAUGGAUGCCAAAUCAGAAACAAAUCAAAGCUAUUAAACUACUCAAGUUGUUUGGAACUUGCAGAUAAUUUUUUCUUUCCAAUUUUCGUGUUGUUACUAUAGAUUGAGUGAAAUAAACACUUGUUUAAGCUGGAGAUGUUUGGGGUUGCCUAUGAUGUAUAACCUAAAAUUGUUAUACACGAUAAGCUCUACUAUUGAGAAUCACUUCGCCUUCGGUGACCAUUAUGUCUGAGAAGUAUCAAACAUUACUUUAGUUGGUAAACACAUUGGAAGUUUGCUGAAACAAAAAUCUCCAAACCCUUGUCCAUUUCAGUAACCACCUUUGUUAGUUGUGAAGGAAAAAACUUCCUGAACGCCAUUAUGACUGGGAACAAAAAUCAGCUUGACUGAGAAUAUAUCAAAUCUGGUGACAAAAUGAAAAGCUGAUAUACUAGCUCUAUCAUGACCAACAGCAGCCAUUCUGUGCAAGAUGACUUUUUUAUUUUUUGUGAGUGCACUAUUUUCUGUUUCGUGUCACCAUUUUGGUUCUAGUUCUUGAAAGAUUGCAAAUACUAUUUGGUAAAUUGUAGAUUUCGGUUGACAUUUUAGCUUGUCAGCCAUUAGUAUAAGUGAUGGUGCCAAGAUUUUCAGAGGGAGGAUACAAGCACUUACCCAAUUGUAGAAUUUCAAACACAUUUAUACCUAUAAUCUAUAAGCUAAAGACAUAACUCAAAACAAGUAUACAUGAAGGCUGAUUUGUGUAUGUCCACAGCUUGAGUGUGAGGAAAAGAGGGACUCUAGUGGAUACUGUUUAGUAUUUUGUGAGACAUCUUCAGGAUCUGGUCUGGAGUUAUAUUGAUCUCUUACUUUUAGAUUGUACCACACCCAUUAAGCCAUUUUUAUUGUUUUUCCUUGAUUUUUCGUUAUGGCUGUAUCACAUCAAGCUUCAUCUGUGCCAGCACAAGCACCAAUGAUAACGUCUGGUCAUUUUGGCUUUCGCUGCCUUCUCACUAAGAGACUUGUCUAGUAUGAACAUCUCUGUGAGAUAAUGAUAAUUUAUAAUUUGGUUGAGGGAUUUCAUUACAAUAUCUUCAUCUACAAAAUUGUUCUACUAUAAGAUCAUGUCUACCUAGGUUCUUUUGCCCCUUAAAGCAAGUAACAAG